CCUAAGAGAAAAGAAAACAGGCUGGAGAGAAGCCUUAUUCUGUAAAUUAAAAAUCAGUCGACCGCAUCAAGAGCCAUAUAAAGAGCGUAUUGUGAAGAAAUAAAAGGAAAAGCGGCUGAACUGAAAGGAGCAAAGGACACAUGCCUCAACAAUGAUUUUGGAAGAAGAAGUUGCAAUAAUUAAAAAGAAAAUGGAAGAAGAAGCUUUAGAAGGAGGGCUAGGCACCAAAACAGCAAAACGUCUUCUUCUCCAAUACGAGUCACCUUUAUCAAAGCCAGCCCAGACCAAUGGGCCCACCAUCUUCUCAUUGGGCUCACAGAGGGUCCAACCUGCUCACCAUCUGCCCACAUCGCACUCCAAAACCAUGACAAAUGCAAGCCAUCCUCAUGCAAACUCGCCCAGCUUCGCAUGGGCCGCCUCCAUGCGGCCCGACACUGCCAACAUCUCGUCUCCAACCGCAAAGCCCACACCUUCCGCCUCCAAGCACAUAUUAAGGCACACCAAGGAACUAAAACUCCUUCGGGGGCUUUGAAAACACGUCCUCUCGACAGCCAACAAUAAUAACUCCUACCAAUAAGAUAUCAGUUUAAUUAGUGUUACAAUGACAACCACUUUAUUUUUAUAUGGCUUCAAGAUCCAACCGCUUCAACAUUUAUCCAAUUCAUGUCCGAGAAGGCGCAGCUCUGCGACCCGGUUUGCUUCUCGUUCAGCACCGAAAACCCCCUCCAGUGGCCCAUCCAGCCUCCGACGGCCCAACAAAGUUGUUUGCCCGCCUCACGCUUUCAACUCAUCAGUUACCUUCGCACCCGACCAAUCUCUCGAUGCAUGGACACACCCGGCCCAUAUCCGAUGCAACUCACCUUCAAUGUGACCAUUCAGAUCCACAUCAAUGGUCCAUCUCUUAGCGUUCAACCUCCAACAUGACCCAUCUCUCGAUGCAUGGACACACACGGCCCACAUAACAAAUAUCGUUUUCCAUC
Messenger RNA from Linum trigynum, 980 nucleotides. The record is from the annotation of a GenBank genome assembly. Lineage: Eukaryota; Viridiplantae; Streptophyta; Magnoliopsida; Malpighiales; Linaceae.